This is a messenger RNA of Vicia villosa (hairy vetch), 561 nucleotides long. RefSeq names its product probable F-box protein At4g22030. The coding region runs from base 1 to 561 and encodes 186 amino acids. The record is from RefSeq and is a predicted model, not a curated record. Lineage: Eukaryota; Viridiplantae; Streptophyta; Magnoliopsida; Fabales; Fabaceae. The transcript is spliced from 2 exons.
AUGUCAUUUAAAUCUUCGUUGACUAGUCCAAUUAUUGUAUUGAAUACUAUAAAAGAUGGGUGGAGUGAAGAACUAGAAACUGAACUGAGGGAAGUUGUUGAAGUUUUGAAGAGAAGAGACAUAGGGAAUUAUGAGAGACUUGGAAAUAUAUUAUUGAAGGUUAACAAGAGUUUGGCAAUAGCAGGUCCAUUACUGACUGGAAUUGCAGCUAUAGGUUCUGCAUUUGUAGGAAAUGGUGAUGCGUUGUUUUCAGCCAUGGUUCCUUUGAUGGCAGGGUCAAUGGCUUGUGCAAUAAAUUGUUUUGAACAUGGUGGACAAGUUGGUAUGGUGUUUGAAAUGUACAGAAGCUGUGGUGGAUUUUUCAGGAUGUUGGAAGAGAGUGUUGAAAUCACACUUGAAGAGAAUGAUUUGGAGAAAAGAGAAAAUGGUGAGGUAUUUGAAAUGAAGAUAGCAAUGAUGUUGGGAAGAAGUGUUUCGGAGCUAAGACAAGUUGCUUCAAAAUCUGCUUCUGGUUGUAUGGAAGGGAUUGCUACAGACGAAUUUGCUAGCAAGCUUUUCUAG